UACAGAAAUAGCUUUUGUUGUCUCUGCUCUGAUCGUGAAUAAUUCAUUUCGAAACCGUGUUUCCGCGGUGACAUUUGCCCACGCCGUCCCCGGGUAUAAGCGUGGGCCGGUGCAUGAAUCCCUCGUCAGAGCCCGGAAAGGUCAAGUAAUAUUGAUAUCGAUUUGCAAACGAGAGUUGUACCGUUAGAAUCCAACCUGUGAAGUCGGCUUGGGUCGGGCAUCUCAGGGAAGUUGGUUGAACGUGCGCUGCGUUUUAUAUGACGCGUUGUAGAACUUUUGGAAUCAGCAGGUCUGUGGACUUGGGCAUAGAUUCGAGCUUUUUACGCACGGCUGCGGUGGAACCGCCGUGCGUAAAACGCGCGCUCAGGGGUGGAGACUUUCUUGGAGAGGCAGGCUCAGCGUGCGUAACAGAGCCGUCCGUCCACAGGUUUCCGCCUCCCUCGUUGUGUGUCUUACCAACGCAGACCUGACAGUAGACACUUGUUGAAUCGAGGAUGAACCGACCAACCUCAGAGUAACGGCGUUUGGCUGAGGCUGUUUAAAGGCUGAGGCGCGUAUUUGGAUAAUGGCAAAUUAACCGAAAACGGAUCGUCUUGGACACGAGUCUCCACAACUAGCAUCAUGCCACAAAUCCAUCACUGCAGUUCCAGCACGGCAACAACAGCAACAUAAUGGCAUGUAGGAGCGGUUGUUGCUGCGGCUCCAGUCCGGUAAACGAGGAUAACGCGAGGUUCCUGCUGCUGGCGCUGUUCAUCAUCGUCUAUCUGUUCUGUGGAGCCGCGGUUUUCUCGGCGCUCGAACAGCCGAAGGAGCGCGAAGCCAAGGAGCGCUGGGCGCAGAGGUUCGAGCAUUUCAGCCUCAAGUACAACCUGAGCAAGAAGGACCUGCAGAACUUCCUGAGGAACUACGAGGAGGCGAACGUGGCCGGCAUCCGGGUGGACGCUAUCAGACCUCGGUGGGACUUCACGGGCGCUUUCUACUUCGUGGGAACUGUGGUGUCAACCAUUGGCUUUGGAAUGACCACUCCCGCCACCAUCGGAGGGAAAGUUUUCCUGAUGUUCUACGGUUUGCUGGGCUGUGCGGCCACCAUUCUCUUCUUCAACCUCUUCCUGGAGCGCGUCAUCACUGUUAUCGCCGUGGUCCUCAAGUCCUGCCACGAGCGACGCCACAGCAAAGCCGUGCUUCCCCAGAACGGUCGGCAAGUCUCCGAGGAAAACAGAGCGGCCGGAGCCGUGGGGAGAAAAGGCGAGGACCUGGCUGGCUGGAAGCCUUCAGUUUACUGCGUGAUGCUCAUACUAGGGGUGGCAGCCAUAUUGGUGUCGUGCUGCGCUUCACUCAUGUACUCAGCAGCAGAAGGCUGGGAGUAUCUGGACUCACUUUACUUCUGUUUUGUGGCCUUCAGCACCAUCGGUUUUGGAGAUAUGGUGAGCAGCCAAAAGCUGGUCUACGAGGGCCAAGCGACAGUGGCUUACAGACUGGGAAACUUCUUCUUCAUUCUCACCGGCGUCUGCUGCAUCUACUCUCUCUUCAACGUCAUCUCCAUCGUCAUCAAGCAGGUCCUUAACUGGUUGCUGAGGAGACUAGAAACCCCCUGCCGCUGCUGUCUCCCCAGGAGGGGUCAUCAUCCCCACCGACAUCCUCGAAGGAACGUGGUGGCCCCAGGUCACCUGCGCACCCGCAGGGAUCCUUCAAUCGAGACGGACGCCAUGAACGAGAGCGAGACUGACACCGGGCGCCGCAUGUCCGGGGAGAUGAUCUCCAUGAGGGAUUUCUUGGCAGCCAAUAAGGUCAACCUCGCUAUUAUGCAGAAACAGCUGUCGGAAAUGGCCGUCGGUCACCCACGCCAGUCCAGUUCGAGUUCACGCCAGAAUGGAUUCUCAGGAGGGGUGGGCGCCCUUGGCAUCAUGAACAACCGCCUGGCAGAGACCAGCGUGGACAGAUAGAGGGAAAGACUCUUUCUACAUCUUUUCUUGGGGGCGAUAAAAGAUGCAAAUAAGCACAAAACACCCAGAUGACUGAAGAGAAAUACAAAGUUAGUUACACACCGAACUGAUGACUACCAAGUAUAACGUAUUCUUCCCAGUGAAAGGCAGGUUAAAGUCCGGCUUCGUCUCUGUCUAAUACCCGCUGACUAAUGUGAUUCCAUGAAUGGUACAGGAUUUUCAGAAGACGCACAUCUGGAUCAGAGCUCAGAGCGUUGCAACGUUCUGAGGAAUUCAGUUGCCAUGGUGAUGAAACAAAAAAAGAAAAAGAACCGUUCCCAGCCUUAGUAGCCUCACUUUAAACACCCGACACAUGCUACUUCACAGUGACUGUAAGCACAACUUCCACUCAUCUGCAUUACUGUGUUGAAACCCACUCUGAGUUGAUCUUUUUCCAUCUGCUUACUGCUUCCGUGUCUGUAAAGGAAAUCAUUGGAGGGGGGAAAUAGCUUUAAUAAAAAUAACUGUUUCUUCAGUUGGUGUCUGACAGUCAGUUUAUACGUUAGCAGAUCAAUGGCGCUCGUUCGCGCUGUUCUAGUUCAUGCAAUCCAGUCGACGACUUCAAUCGCAGUCGCUGCUUUUAUCUAUUAUCACAACAAACCCUCCACGAGGAACCUCAUCACGGAGCGGAGUGACCCGUCUGCGGCUGAACGCUCCGUUCUCGGAGUCGGAGAGAAACACAUUAUGGGAGAUUGUUGUUUACUUGGAGCUUUGCUGCACGGUCAUUACAGCAGAACAGUGAGACA
Molecule: messenger RNA, 2728 nt
Organism: Cynoglossus semilaevis (tongue sole)
Lineage: Eukaryota; Metazoa; Chordata; Actinopteri; Pleuronectiformes; Cynoglossidae
Gene: kcnk13b
Product: potassium channel, subfamily K, member 13b
Exons: 4
Coding region: 672-1943 (423 amino acids)
Biological process (GO): potassium ion transmembrane transport; stabilization of membrane potential
Cellular component (GO): plasma membrane
Molecular function (GO): potassium ion leak channel activity; outward rectifier potassium channel activity
Source: RefSeq, a predicted model, not a curated record